Messenger RNA from Nematocida ausubeli, 141 nucleotides. RefSeq lists its product as uncharacterized. The record is from RefSeq and is a predicted model, not a curated record. Lineage: Eukaryota; Fungi; Microsporidia. The transcript has a single exon. The annotation marks the transcript as partial.
AUGAUCAGCAGACUACUUCUAAGCCUAGUGAUAAUGCAAAGUAUUCUUGCAAGAAUCGAUAUGGAAGACAUAAAGACAGUCAGUGAGACUUUUGUUGGCGAGAAGCAGGAUGUGGUUAUUAACCCAAGAGGCCCAUUGAAU